AUGGAGACAACCGUGAGAAACAAGCAAUUAAUACUUAGAGAUUACGUUAAGGGUUUCCCAAAUGAAUAUGAUCUAAUGAUUGUCGCGGUUGAUGGCGCUAUAGAACUCAAGGUUAAGCCUGGAUCCAAGGCGAUUUUGGUGAAAAAUCUUUACUUAUCUUGUGAUCCUUACAUGGGGAUUCGCAUGAGAGAACCAAAUCCUUCGACUUCAGCACUCAUGGAUGCUUUCGUUCCUGGCAAGCCAAUAUCCGGAUUUGGAGUGUCUAGGGUGAUAGAUUCUGAUGAUCCAACUUUCUCAAAAGGUGAUUUUGUUUGGGGAUUGGUCGAGUGGGAAGAGUAUAGUACUAUUAACCCAACGGGUAGCUUCAAAAUCGACGUCAACAUCAAUGUUCCUCUCUCUUACUACACUGGAAUCCUCGGUAUGCCCGGUUUGACUGCUUAUGCUGGAUUUUACGAGAUUUGUUCACCUAAGAAAGGAGAAACAGUCUUCAUUUCUGCGGCUUCUGGAGCAGUUGGUCAGCUCGUGGGUCAGUUUGCUAAGUUGAUGGGAUGUUAUGUUGUUGGAAGUGCUGGAAGUAAACAAAAGGUCGAUCUCUUGCUCCACAAACUUGGUUUCGAUGAUGCAUUCAACUACAAGGAAGAGCCUGACCUUGACUCUGCCUUAAAGAGGUAUUGA
This is a messenger RNA of Eruca vesicaria subsp. sativa (arugula), 675 nucleotides long. The record is from the annotation of a GenBank genome assembly. NCBI's taxonomy places the organism in Eukaryota, Viridiplantae, Streptophyta, Magnoliopsida, Brassicales, Brassicaceae.